UCCCCACAUCAUUUGAUCACCCACAAGAAGAGAAGUAGAAGCAAACAAGUAGCAAGUUGGCAACUCUCUUAUAUCACUUGUAACGAAGUGCAGCAAAGGAAUUACUUACAUGGCGAUUUCCAUGGGUUGCUUGGUGGUGCUCUGUGUUGUCUGUCCUCUCCUCCUUGCAGGUGCUGUCCGUGCCAAUCCAUGGUACGGCUUGUUCCCACAGUUCUACGACCAAUCGUGCCCAAAGGCAAAGGAGAUUGUGCAAUCCAUCGUGGCACAGGCUGUUGCCCAAGAGACCAGGAUGGCAGCAUCCUUGGUCAGGCUGCAUUUCCAUGACUGCUUUGUCAAGGGGUGUGAUGCAUCCGUGCUGCUGGACAAUAGCAGCAGCAUAGUCAGCGAGAAGGGUUCCAAUCCCAAUCUAAACUCCCUCCGGGGGUUCGAGGUCGUCGACCAAAUCAAGGUCGCCCUUGAGAUGGCCUGCCCCGGCACCGUCUCCUGUGCUGACAUCCUUGCCCUCGCCGCCCGUGACUCCACUGUCCUCGUUGGUGGCCCAUACUGGGACGUGCCACUCGGCCGGAGGGACUCUCUUGGCGCGAGCAUCCAGGGCUCCAACAAUGACCUCCCUGCCCCCAACAAUACCCUCCCCACCAUCAUCACCAAGUUCAAGCGCCUUGGCCUCAACAUCGUGGAUGUCGUCGCCCUCUCAGGUGGCCACACCAUCGGCAUGUCCCGAUGCACCAGCUUUCGGCAGAGGCUGUACAACCAGUCGGGCAACGGCAGGGCCGACGGCACACUGGAUGUGUCCUACGCGGCACAACUGAGGCAGGGGUGCCCCCGCUCUGGCGGCGACAACAACCUCUUCCCACUGGACGUCGUCAGCCCAGCCAAGUUUGACAACCUGUACUUCAAGAACAUCCUGGCUGGCAAGGGCCUCCUCAGCUCUGACGAGGUCCUGCUCACCAAGAGCGCCGAGACAGCGGCGCUCGUCAAGGCAUACGCAGAUGAUGUGCACCUCUUCUUCCAGCACUUUGCACAGUCGAUGGUGAACAUGGGCAACAUCACGCCACUGACUGGGUCACAGGGUGAGAUCAGGAAGAACUGCAGGAGGCUCAACAACUAUCAUUGAAUUACUGAAGCUGCUGUGUGUGCUAAAUUCUGUGUGGAGUUGGUGCCAUAUUUUGUUUGAAUAAGCAAGUGUGGUUGUAAUUUUCAAAAUUACUCAAUCAUUUGUGUUAUGUCAUUGCGAAAUGUGUAUGUAAUAAUAAUUCAAUAUGUAAGAUGAGUCGUUACUUUACUU
Brachypodium distachyon (stiff brome) is the source of this 1285-nucleotide messenger RNA. RefSeq names its product peroxidase 72. Gene Ontology annotation, biological process: response to oxidative stress; hydrogen peroxide catabolic process. The coding region runs from base 110 to 1114 and encodes 334 amino acids. The transcript is spliced from 3 exons. The record is from RefSeq and is a predicted model, not a curated record. Gene Ontology annotation, molecular function: heme binding; peroxidase activity. NCBI's taxonomy places the organism in Eukaryota, Viridiplantae, Streptophyta, Magnoliopsida, Poales, Poaceae.